GAGAAUAGCUUCUUACGGGCACUCCGUAGCGCACCAAGUAGGUAGGAAUGUUUUGCAAAACACACAUACAUCAUUGCAUGUCCCUACACUCUGCAGCAGAUCCUGAUUUUACAUUUCCCAUAAUACAAAUCUAUCUUUAAUUUAAUCCUUGCCUUGAAAAUGGACACUUUCUGUUUAAGAUGAUGAACAUGAUCUUAUAAUUGCACCAGUGUUAAGCGUCUUGCUCCAGGGCAAACUGUGACUUGUGUCAUAGUGGGAAUCGAACCUGGGUCUCCCACACCAAAGGUAUGUGCUUUAGCCACUGCAUCAUCACCACCCCAAUAGACAUUAGUAUUUAACACAAAGUACAGCCUCAAUGUGCAGCUAGCAUGGCUGUAGACUCUUUGGGCCUUUCUCCAACCACCCCCAACAUCCUCUGCCUAUCCACCUUCACGCCGUAAGCACAUCCACGCAGAGUGCCCGCCCAAUAAAAGGGCCAUCCCAAACCAAUUAGUGGGGAGUGGAAGUAGGUUAUAAACCCUCCAACAGUAAGUCUGUAUGAUGCUGAAUUAAUGACCACAUACAAUGCGCAGUGAAAAACAAGAUGUUUUGGAAAAAAAGGGAAUGCCUCCUCUUAUCUUUCAUCAGCUGGUGGAUCAGGACAAAAUAUGCUUAUUUACUGAACACCAAUGCCUUAAAAUGAUUACAAGACACCCCUUGGCUAUUUUAUUUUAUUCUAUUUUUAUCUUUUCUGUCUUUUAUUAGGUUAUAGUUAUGUUUUUUUUAAAGAGUCUGCUACUGAUGAUGUAUUAUGUGCCAUAGCCUUUUAUACAAUUUUGACUUCAAAAAAGUUUAGAAAGCUUUUGAAAGAUAUAGAUAUGAAACCGUGGUUACAUAAACUUCUGAUAAUUCCUGUUUCUGUUGGAGAGAGGGACGUUCGUCCCAAAGCUUGCUGCUGUAUAUUUACUGUAUACCUUACACAGGGCCACAGAAGACAACCGUUUUGCUGGUUGAGUGGUUCUCCUCAUUAGGAGUAAAUGUGUAAAAUUGGUGGAGUGGCCCUAUAAAGGUUUAGUAUAGGACUUCCUGCUCACUUAUUCAGUGAAACACAUGCUUUCUGUGGAGUAUUUCCUUUGUACUAUGUAUAAAUGUACUCCCACGUGCUUACAAUAUUUAUUUUUGAGUUGUAAUGAACAUCAUAACUUUGUUCAGGUGCCUUUUUUGACAUGUUAAGUGUUACAUCAGGGUUAAUUACAGUAUAUACUGUCCAAGUUAGUAGUUCUGGAUAACCUUAGCAUUAAUUCCUGUAAUUAUAUUCUGGAUAAGAAGAGCAGCUGAGUUUAGUCUGCUCUGCAGGAUAAAGUGGAAGUACUGCUGAAGCAGCAGGAUGAUGGAGCUUAGCUCCAGCUGAGAGGAUAUUUCCCUAAGCUUUCUCCUGUUGUGUUGGCUGCUCCUGUGUUACUUAUAGUAUGUAGGCUAAAAACAUUGCUUAAAAAAUAAUGUACUGUGGAAUAUUGGGAUGUGUUGGCACCACCCUCAAGUCUGGAAGUUCUGCUUUUUUCCUAGCAACAAUUUUCCUUCUACAAAGGUGACUCAUUGUUUGCAAUCAAAAUAUUCUUUUAAGGUUAACCAGUUUUUUUGAAUACUUGUCUUGUCUAUUACUGUUGUGUGCUCUUUCUGGUUAUUUGUAGCAAAGUUCUUUUAACAGACUUGAAUUCAUUUCAAGGAGCUAUGUACUCCCUUGCCGGGUGUAAAUGAUAUUGUGUGACAAUCUUCUCUUACGUCUUCAGGUCUUAAAUCAAUGCAAGAACAUUGGAACCCAAAUCUUCCCGAUCUUCCCCACCCAAUCUUUCCAAUGCUCUGCUGCUAGUAUUUAUUGCCUUUGCAUUUCUGCAGUGUAUCAUGGUGCGAGAAGAGACUAUAACUUUGACACAAGAGGUUCCCCUGGAUCGGUUGGGACAACAUUGAGCAUAGGAGCCAUGGGGCCUCCAGGGACCACCCAAGAUGGUACAAGGGGACAGACCUGUCAACCAAAAUCUAUCAUGGUUGUCCAUUCCACGCCUGCGGGAGAGAAAUUUCAGUGUGAGAGCUACGUAAUAAAUACAGACACAGACUCGCCUCUUCCUCUUCCAGACAUCAUGCCAGGGACUUUUCCUGAACUUGCAACUGCCAAGCAACGUCAUAAAAGUAUAACAGACAUUCCAUAUCGGGGCAACAUGCGCUUGCCUCCAUCUUCUGCCCUUGGUCUCACAGAGAUAGAGCAAGGCUUCUGGCGUCGCUGUUCACUGAGAGAGACCAAUACUGUUUCACGAUACCCUAGUCAUGCCCUCAGUGUUCCUAACAUGGGCAGCACCAGCCCCCUUAGUGUCAUCAACAACAGUCCUCUCCACAGCACCCCACUCUCACCAGUACACAGCAACAUAUCCAGCCCUGCUAGAGAGAUGGAGAGGCAGGCCAAGGCCCGGAGUAAACUCCUGGAGAGUGAGUGCACCCAAACGCCCACCCUUCCUCCAGAAACCCGAGAGCAACUCCGCUAUGUCUCCAAGGAUGGAAAGUGCCGUGUCAACCUGUGUCACAUUUCUGAGAGGGGCCGCUUCCUGUCUGACAUCUUUACCUCUUUUGUGGAUCUCCAGUACCGCUGGUUUCUAUUUGUUUUCAUGAUGUGCUACAUCACCACCUGGUUCUUGUUUGCUGUGCUCUACUUCCUGAAUGCUUCCUUCCGAGGUGACCUAGGACAAGACCACCCCGCCAGCACACCUGAAGACCACCUCGCCGACCAAAGGCCCUGCUAUUUCGGUGUAGAUGGCUUCAUUUCAGCUCUACUCUUCUCGGUUGAGACGCAGCGUACCAUUGGUUAUGGGUCACGCACUGUGUCUCCCACCUGCCAUGAGGGUGUGCUGCUGGUUAUGAUGCAGUGUAUUGUUGGGUCCAUGAUAGAUGCACUCAUGGUGGGUUGCAUGUUUGUCAAAAUAUCCCGACCUAAAAAGCGGGCUGAGACACUUCUUUUCAGUCGUACUUGUGUUAUUGCCAAUCGUGAUGACCAGCUGUGUUUAAUGUUCCGACUGGGGGACCUGAGGGAAAGCCACAUGGUGGAUGCUAAGGUCCGGGCAAAGUUGAUCAAGUCCCGCCCAACAGCUGAGGGUGAGUUCUUACCACUUGAGCAGACAGAGAUUGAUCUUGGUUAUGAAACUGGAUCGGACCGACUCUUCCUGGUGGAGCCUCAAGUCAUUCAGCACAAUAUUGACUCCAACAGUCCACUCUGGGAACUGGGCCCGGAGCAGCUUAGAUGGCAACAGUUUGAGAUCAUCGUUAUCUUGGAAGGAAUUGUUGAGGCCACAGGCAUGAUGUGCCAAGCCAAAACAUCCUAUAUUGAAACGGAGAUUGAGUGGGGCGCGCGUUUCGAACCUUGCAUGACACUGGAAAAAGGCUCCUUCAGAGUAGACCUGCGUCGGUUCCACACCACCUACCAGGUACCGCUUCCCAACUGCAGUGCCAGCCAGGUGCACCAGAUAUUGGCUCUGGCAGAUUGUAAACUUCAAGACUCGAAACCCAGCAGAGCCUGCGGAACCUGGGCAGAGGGGGACAAAGACAAGCAACUGCCUCAUGGAGGAUUCACUAUUGAUAACAUUCUGGAGGAAAGAGUGUCUGAGGGCAAUGAAAGUGAGGGGAGUACAGAAAACAGCGGCUGAUACGACUCAAGGAUUAAAUGUAAUCUAUUUAGGUAUGACUGAAUUGACCUCGCACUUACUGUUAUGGUGCCUGUCAACACUGCACUGGUAGCACUUCAUCUUACAGCUCGGUAAUUACAUUGGGGUAAUAGAUUGACAAUAGAGCUUGAUAUUAACAAUGGAUAUAUCUGGGUAAUAUUAUGGUGACAUGUAUGUAACAUGGUAAUAAGGGGCCAAACCCAAUGGGUAAUAAUUGGGAAACACAUUUAAAAAUAGCAACAAGCCAUGAAUAUUUAGUAAUAUAGUAAUAUUUUUGUAACAAUAUGUUAACUUUUAACAAUAAAAUAGUUAUGUCAGUGCAAUAUUUGGAUAACACAUGGUAAUACGGUGACAUUAAUGGGGUAAUAACCUGAUAGGUUAUAUAGGUUAUAGUUUUAACAAUAUUCUAGGCUAUCAGUGUAAAUUGUUGGAUUCUCCAAACUGGCAAUUAUCAUAUUGUAAUACUGAAAUUCCUCUUCCCUAAUGUUCCAAACACUCCCUUUUGUUUUAUGGCAAUGCACAUUAUAUGUUUAAUGCUGUAACUUGUUACCCGGGAAUCAGCAAAGUGAUAACAGAAAAUGUUAAAGAUGCGGUUGUGGUCAGCUGCCCCCCGUUCCUCCAGCACUUCCUUCAACAUUUACAUCUAUGUACAGACAUACGUGUCUUUUAUU
Messenger RNA from Micropterus salmoides (largemouth bass), 4357 nucleotides. Its product is annotated as G protein-activated inward rectifier potassium channel 3-like. Gene Ontology annotation, biological process: regulation of monoatomic ion transmembrane transport; potassium ion import across plasma membrane. Gene Ontology annotation, molecular function: inward rectifier potassium channel activity. Lineage: Eukaryota; Metazoa; Chordata; Actinopteri; Centrarchiformes; Centrarchidae. The coding region runs from base 1734 to 3668 and encodes 644 amino acids. The record is from RefSeq and is a predicted model, not a curated record. Gene Ontology annotation, cellular component: plasma membrane. The transcript is spliced from 3 exons.